Messenger RNA from Aquila chrysaetos chrysaetos, 2353 nucleotides. RefSeq names its product guanylyl cyclase-activating protein 1-like. The record is from RefSeq and is a predicted model, not a curated record. NCBI's taxonomy places the organism in Eukaryota, Metazoa, Chordata, Aves, Accipitriformes, Accipitridae. Bases 117 to 683 code for a protein of 188 amino acids. The transcript has 4 exons. Gene Ontology annotation, molecular function: calcium ion binding; calcium sensitive guanylate cyclase activator activity.
CCUCACCUAACUGACAGUAAUGUCAAACGUGGACAGGAGCAGACAGGCAGUUCUGUGAGAGCAACAGGAGGAAGAAGAUCAUUCCUAUAGCAUCAUUCUUCUGACCACGCAUAUGCAUGGGGAACAAUAGCAGCUCCACAGUGGAUGAUCUGCAGGCUAUCGAGAUCCACCACUGGUACAAAAAGUUCAUGACGGAGUGUCCUUCUGGACAGCUGACAGAGCAUGAAUUUAAACAGUUCUUUGGGCUUCGAGGGCUGGAUCCAGAGGCCAAUGAGUACAUUGAGCAGAUGUUCCGCACGUUUGAUAUGAACAAGGAUGGAUAUAUUGACUUCAUGGAGUAUGUGGCUGCCCUCAGCCUUGUUCUCCGUGGGAAGAUGGAGCAGAAAUUGCGGUGGUAUUUCAAGCUCUAUGAUGUAGAUGGCAAUGGCUGCAUUGAUCGACAUGAAUUGCUCAACAUCAUUAAGGCUAUUCGAGCUAUUAAUGGUGGUGACCAUGAAACUAGUGCAGAAGAGUUCACCAACCGAGUUUUCAACAAAAUUGAUGUGAAUGGAGAUGGUGAACUUUCUCUGGAUGAAUUUGUGGAGGGAGCAAGGAAAGACAAGGAGUUCAUGGAGGUGAUGAUGAAAAGCUUGGACCUGUCACACAUUGUGGCCAUGAUCAACAACCGUCGGCAUAGUGUAUAAAUCAAGCUAGGACAAGACACUGUGCCAAUAGACUGAACGGUGUACACACACCAGAAAGGAGAGACAGCAUUUUUUAAAACAAACAGAAUUGCCAUAAACACACAUAUGGAAGUGGGAACAGAAAGACACUGCUAUAUUUGUGUAUCUGAGUGCAUGUUUCUGUACAAAUAUUGAAGCUCAGCCACAUACAUGCAAGGCGGGUUCAGAAAAACUGGAUCUGGGUGGCAGUAUUUGACUUGAGUUCCUAAAAUUUAAAGGCCAAGUUUAAGGGCACAAAUUUCCUCCUUAUUCUGUGUCCCAGAUUGUCACUUUGCAAUGGACUAAAAGUAACGCUAAGUUUGUGAAGAGCAGUAGCAGAACUGGAUGAUGGAGUGUGGAAAAUUUCUGACAUGUACAAAAGAAGAGCUUCAAACUGUUAUCAAUGUAGAGAAGUAUCAAAAGAAUGUAACUUCCACUGUUCUUGUCAUGGUGUUAGAUCAUAAACACCAGCAUGUUUUUCCAUACCAGAUGUGCUUGGAUUUGGUAGUCUCUACAGAAGUAGCUUUAUUCAUAAGAUCUCAAGAGCUGAAAGAAAAAUCAGUCUUUAAGGCUGAUAGUGGCAAAUCUGUUCCCAGCUGCACUGUCAGUAAUGCUGCUGUUUGCAGCUUUCUGUGAUCAAAGAACUCUUUAGCAAACAAGUCAACAGUUUAGAAGCAGCUUCUGUAACUAGAGAAAAUACGCUGCUCAGUUUCCCAAAGCAGAAGAAUUACCUGAGAGAUCAAAUCUUUUUUACACUUGUUGUCCUACUACUCUCCUCUCAUACAAUGGAAUAAAUGAAGCAUGUGAAGAUGAUCCUAGUGUUGUUUCUUCACACAUCCUUUAUUGGUCUUUCUUUUUAUUCUUGGGGAGAAGAUCUAAGAAGCAAAAGAAACAACUCAGCAAGGUGACUUGUGAAUUCUGCUGUUCAUGUGAAUACUGGAGUGAAGUUGAUACUCCAGAUCAGUGCUGCUAAAAAUGACUCUGUACGUGAUGGGAAGAGUGAUGUAGCAUGGAUAGAAACUGAGCAAACUGUGUCUUGUUCACUAACAUUAGGUAAGGUCACAAUCAGAAGCUCCUUUGAAUCUGGAGAGAACCAGAAGGUAAGAAGAAUGCAGGAAAAGUUCAGCAGAGUGCCUAUGCCAUAGUUGGGCAUGUUUUCCCUGUGCAGGAGGAAGAACUUGCAGAUCUGUAACAAGAAUACUUUAGAGUGGACUUAACCUUGCUUAUAUUUAAGUUUCUGUGAUGUACAUAUGUAUACCGAACAAAGUGUCUAGGCGUUCAUCUAAGUCAAGGGAGAUUUAGUCAGUAUUGUCACUGGAUCUUGAGAGAGUGAGUGAUCACGUUUAGAGCAGGCACCAACAUUUUGCCAGGGGGGCUCAUACUUCAGGUCCCACUGGCAUGUACACAUUUUGCAGUCUUAGAGCUUCUGAGAGGAGUCACAACCUGGGUAUUGGCAAACAUUGCUCAGUUCUCCAGAGGAUUAUAGGGAGUAUAUGCUGUUGGACUCUGCUGUUGCUUUGGACUGAGGAAGGCAGGGUUUUUUUUCAAGACUCUGUUGAACCUGUCCUGUACCUGUUACAAGUCCUCAGUCUCCUGCUGUUUCGUUGGUCAGUUACAUGUAAAACUGCAUUUUCAUUAUCAUCUGACAUACA